This is a messenger RNA of Malus domestica (apple), 795 nucleotides long. Lineage: Eukaryota; Viridiplantae; Streptophyta; Magnoliopsida; Rosales; Rosaceae. The record is from RefSeq and is a predicted model, not a curated record.
AUGAUCAUGAAAGAAGACCUAACUCUAGCAGAUUCCUUUGCUCUAGCAGAAAAGCAUGCGCUUUGGGACGAGGCUCGACAAGCAGAAAAAGCUUCCGAACAACCUCGAAAAGAGUUGGCAACUGCUCAAAAGAAGGAUGAAAAACAACCCAACAAGGGCAGGCAGGAGUUCAAGCGCAGGGACCGACCCACGACCAAAGAAGGCCCAAUGACCAACAACUAUUCUAAGUUCUCAAUUCCGAUUCAUCAAAUCCUUCGAGACGUCAAGAAUGAACCAUGGUUCAAGUUGCCGAGGCAGUCAAAAGGAGAUACUUCCAAGUUGGACCAUACUAAGUACUGCGCAUUCCACCGAGGUCCCGGUCACACAACCAACGAUUGCUACACUUGGAAGAACUACCUAGAGAAACUCGUGAAAGAAGGCAAAGUCGAUAGAUAUUUGGACAAGCCAGCUGAGCAGCCAAAAAGGAAUGCAGACGGAGAUGAGGAGCCACCAACUAAGACGAUUCGAAUCAAUGGCAUUUUCGCUGAGUCCGAGCACUUAGGGGCUACUAAUAACUCCAAAAAGAGGAAGAUCCAGCAGGCUUUACUAAUCUCACAAGUUCAUGCAGUCGAUACCCAACCUGGACCUAUCAUUGGCUUCACAGAGCAGGAUGCAGAAGGAGUCGACUUCCCACACAACGAUGCAUUAUCAUUCAGAAGAUGGGCCUGGAAAGUACAAUCAUACGCCGGGCAGAGGUACUUACUGGAUUCAACGGACACACCUCAACUGCCAUCGGUUAUAUCAUACUUGACGUAA